Passer montanus (Eurasian tree sparrow) is the source of this 3740-nucleotide messenger RNA. RefSeq names its product anomalous homeobox (gene ANHX). The record is from RefSeq and is a predicted model, not a curated record. Gene Ontology annotation, biological process: regulation of transcription by RNA polymerase II. Bases 291 to 1535 code for a protein of 414 amino acids. Gene Ontology annotation, cellular component: transcription regulator complex; nucleus. The transcript has 10 exons. Lineage: Eukaryota; Metazoa; Chordata; Aves; Passeriformes; Passeridae. Gene Ontology annotation, molecular function: RNA polymerase II cis-regulatory region sequence-specific DNA binding; DNA-binding transcription factor activity, RNA polymerase II-specific.
GACCUGUAAGCAGUUAGUCUCUGAGUUUUGGGGAAAGUUUAAUGUGUCUUUCUGAGCUCAGUUUUCCCACCUGCAAACCUGGUGUCUCUUUAGCUUUUCAGGGCUGCUUUAGGCCUUAGUUUUAUUUUAGGCAUUUUGAGGUCCUUAGGCUGCUUUUAACAGCACAGUGAAUUUAUUUCCUUUUAAAAAAAGAAAAAGAAAAACAUACCAUAGAAGCUAAAAAUAGGAGAUAAAGAGUUUUUAUCUAACCACAACUUUGUGCAUUGCAUAGAAAAAGCUUCCAACAGGACAUGAUGAUGAAGCGGUUCAUGGCCAUGUUAAAGAAGAAUGAAAAUGAGCAUCCCCCACCCACCAAACUGCUGAAUCUAGCAGGACAGCUUUGCCGGGAGCUCCAGAGCUCUUCUCCUGGUCUGGAGAAGCUGGUUGAAGCCAUGAUGGAAUGCAAGAACAAGAGAGAUUUUCUUACUAACAUCCAUGUUGUCCGAGCUUGUGUGUCCGUUCAUAUCCAUAGAGGGCAACAUGAUGCAGCCUGCAGACUCCUGGAGUAUUGCGAGGCAGAAGAGAAGGAAGAACUGGUGCAACUCUGGCAUGAGAUUCACUACCGGAGGGUUAUGGAGAAACAGCAGACAGAUGCUCUGACACCACUGCAGAAAUUCCGUUGCAGGAAGAGGAAUCCUCCACCUAUUUCCCUUUGUCCUGAAGGUUUGAAGAAUCGAAACUAUUCAGAAGAAGUACGCCAGCACCUGUACAGGUUUGCUGCAGAGGUGACAGCAAAUCCAGACAAGAAACAGCGGGAGGGAUUGGCUCGGGCCAUGAACCUGCAGCCAACUCAGGUCUAUAAUUGGUUUGCAAAUUAUCGACGACGUCAAAAAUCCCGCCUCCUUCAUACGGAAGAGCUCAACAAUUCGUGUCCUGAGAGGGCUUUGGCUUCCCACAGAAAUGAACCACAGGAUAAAGGAUCCAACACUCCACAAACUGCAGGUGGAUCUCAUGUGGGCACCAGCCCUGAACAAAUAGAGAUAAACCACAUGCCCUGUGAGCCAGGAGGGGAACAGACAGCUGCACCUCUGUAUAAUCCUCCUGAAGGAACAUAUUUAAAGAUGCUGCAAUCCAGCUGUAUGCAGAGCCCUGAGCUGUAUGAAGCUGGAACAAGCAUGGCUUUGUUCACCACUCACAGCUCUGAACAACCUGUACCUUCUGGCACUGAGGCUGUGAUGGAACCAGGAACCUGCUUUGGCUCUCCUGUGCUGCUGCCUGGAGAAGCAGUGAGCAGGGCUGCUGCCAGCCCCUGGCAGGAGAGCUUUGUCCUGCACUCUUACGAGUCCUUUCCCUCUGUGAAUUAUUGGAUGCCCAUGUGGUGGGCCCCUUACAGCAUGGGAGGAGUCUCUGGCUCUGUGUGGACCCCAGGUGUAGAAGUUCCUCUCAGACUGUGUUUGGCAAUCCUCAGUGCCCACCUGAUUCUGCACCCUGUGUGGAAGAAAACCAAGCCCUGGGAAAAAGCCAGGUCCUCGAGGAUCCAGUUGUUGACUCACUGACCAACGACAUGUUCCAGGCAGCAUGCCUGCUCUGUGAAUUUUCUGACAGUGGACGGAUGUGACCUGCCUGCAGAUUCACUCCAUGUGCCUGCAGUUCCUCAGGAAAUACCCCACUGCUUCCUUUUUUCCCCUUUUUUUUUAAUAGAAGGGGAAUUUGACAGGGAGAGGAAUAGAGUAAGGGAGAAGGAAGGAUGGAUGUGUGUUGAAUGGUUACAAAGUUUGGUUUAGUUACAGUUCUAGUAAGAAUUUUGCAAAGGAUAGAAGAAAGCAAAGGUGCACUGUGGACUGCAGUUUUUUCCUGGAGCUGUCUGAAGCUGCACUGUAAAUGUUAAAAUUAUCAAGGCACUGGUUCUGUGGCAGUAACAUAGAUCUAAUCAUAGCACUGACCAGAUCCGAGUCCUUGGUUGCAUCAUGAAGGUAAAUGAAACUCCUGUGCUCAAAGGAGUAAAAUUUGGUUACAUUGCCUUGCAGUGGAUAUUGGAUAACCUUUUCUCAAGCUUGGAAAAUAAGGUCUCAGUAAGUGCUGGUAAAAUACUGCUGUUUCUUAUCCCUGCCUUGCUGUUGUACUGCAGGGUGUAACUUCUGGAGUGUUCCAUACUCCGUAGUGCCACAGGUGACACAAACUGGAGCACAGCAGAAUGUUCAGUGCUAGGCCAUGCCAUUGAAUUGGUGUUUAAUAAGUAGCAAGGCAGGCCCUUCAUGCAGGUUUAAACCAAUCCUGCAAGUUAUAGGGUGGGGUUUUGGGUAUUUUUCUGAAGUGUUACUGUUUUUUAAAAAAUCUGUAUUGCAAAAUGCAUCCCCAUUGCCAAACCUCCAGGAUAUACAGGAGGAAGAUGCCUCCCUUACCUUUUGUUACAAAGUUUUCAAGUAAAGAUUUUCACUUACUGUUUCUCCAGAGUUCAUUUCUUUCAAGGUAAGGAUGUGAAGUGAUAACUUUCACAUGGCAAUUAUGUAUUAAAAGGCAGGACCGGCUGCCCUGGGAACACUUGCGGGUGCUGAGAUCCUGAAGCCUCCAUUAUUUUGGUGGAUCUCACUAGGAAUAAUAACCCCUUUCUUGUUUGUGUUGGAACAGCGGUGCUUGGAAAGGUCACACACGUUGUCGUUUAUUGCCGUCAACAGCGGGGCCGUGAGUGAACCGGCCAUUUCUACAGGGAGCAAAGCUGCCGGGCUCGUAGGGCCGCACGAACACCGUGAGGGACGAGCCCGCCCUGCCCUCACAGCCGCGGCCACCGCCCGCCCGCUCCCCUCCGCUCGGGGCUGUUCCCGCCGCCGACACCGCCUCCCCAUUGGCCCUCGGGCCGCCCGCCGCCGCCUUCCCAUUGGUCCGCGGCCGUUGGCAACAGCGACAGAUAUAUCCUGCCGCGCCCUGAUUGGCUGUCGCCUCCCGCCGAGCCAUAGCAACAGCGGGGCGCGCGGGGCGGGGGCGCUGAGGCGGCGGGAGCCCUGAGGGGCGGGCGGUGCGCGGGGCUGUGAGGGGCGGCCGGGGCUGUGAGGGGCCGCCGCGGCCGCGCCCGGGGAGAGCCCGGUCUCUGGGCGCUGUCACCGUCCCUUCUGCGGCCCGCGGUGCAACGGAGACGCGACACGGUCAGGAGCCAGCCAGCGACGCUGCUCCGUACAGAGGCAGCAGCCCCCAUAGCAAAAUUGCCACUGGAUCUUGCUGGGCUGCUGUGUGAGAUCCCAAAUAAGGGACCGGCUUGACUCCUUUGAGGUGGUGUGAGAGUACCGAGGGUGGUGGAGAGCACGGGGAGGAGUGCGAGCAGCCUGGUCCCCGCUUCCCGGCCGUGCCACGGACUUGCUUUCCUUCCCUUGGGCGGUGAGCUCAAAUUGCCCAGGUGCUCUGUGCUGAGCUGUCUGCAGCAGGAAAAUGCAGCACUCCCAGCGCGCACGCGCGGCCCGCGGCCGGCGCCCCGCGAUGGCUAUUUAUAGCAAGUGACGUCACCUAGAAAUAGAGCGCGGGGGAGCGGCGCCCCCUCCCCUCCCCUGCAGCACCGCGGCUCCGCCCCCUCGUUGCCUUCCCGGCGCGCAGGCGCGGGCGGCGGCAGCAGCGCGAGGCUCCGAGCCGCACACGCCGCGGUCGGUCCGGGAGCGCGGCCGGCGGGCGAGGCAGCGGCGGCCAGCAGAGCCCAGCCCGGCACGGCACAGCCCAGCCCGGCACCGCACAGCUCAGCCCAGCCCAGCCCGGCACAGCCCAGCGGGCGGCUCCGC